AUGCCCGAUCCCCUCAUCUUCUCUGCGGUGGCUGGAUUCCGGAGGUGGAACUGCGCUCACGGUCCCGAGUCCCAAGGCGACUGCGGACAGAUCCCGUCGCCUGGUGAGCAUGGACGAAGGGUUGAGUGGCGAAAAUGGAAGCAGCAGAAGAAAGAGGAGAAGAAGAAGUGGAAAGACAUGAAGAUCAGGAAAAAACUGGAGCGGCAGCUGGCAAAAGAGGAGCAGGCAAAGCAGCAGCAGGAGGAGGAGGAGGGGGCUGCCCAGAGGACAGACCAGGGACGACCCUAUACCCUGAGUGUGGCUCUGCCAGGCUCCAUCCUGGACAAUGCCCAGUCACCACAGCUUCGCACCUACCUGGCUGGCCAGAUUGCCAGAGCCUGCACCAUCUUCUGUGUGGAUGAGAUUGUGGUCUUUGAUGAGAAUGGCCAAGAUGCCAAGACUGUGGAGGGGGAUUUCAAGGGAGUCGGCAAGAAGGGGCAGGCCUGUGUGCAGCUGGCUCGCAUCCUGCAGUACCUGGAGUGCCCACAGUACCUGAGAAAGGCAUUCUUUCCCAAGCACCAGGACCUGCAGUUUGCAGGGAUCCUAAACCCCUUGGACAGCCCUCACCACAUGCGCCAGGAUGAGGAGUCUGAGUAUCGAGAGGGCAUUGUGGUAGAACGGCCCACUAAGCCAAACCAGGGCUCCUUUGUCAACUGUGGCUUGAAGAAGGAUGUGAAGAUUGACAAGAAUCUGGAACCUGGGCUUCGGGUGACUGUGAGACUUAACCAAAAGCAGCUCCCAGAAUGCAAGGCCUACCGAGGAACAGUUGUGUCAUCGCAGGAACCCCGCAUCAAAGCUGGUCUGUACUGGGGCUACACCGUCCGGCUGGCCUCCUGCCUCAGUGCUGUGUUUGCCGAGUCCCCCUUCCAGGACGGGUAUGACCUGACCAUCGGUACAUCAGAGCGCGGCUCCAGUGUGGCCUCCGCCCAGCUACCCAGCUUCAAGCAUGCUCUUGUUGUGUUUGGGGGCCUCCAAGGGCUAGAAGCCGGUGUGGAUGCUGACCCCAAUCUGGAGGUGACUGAACCCAGUGUCCUCUUCGACCUGUACGUCAACACAUGCCCCAGGCAGGGCAGCCGCACCAUCCGCACUGAGGAAGCCAUCCUCAUUUCCCUGGCUGCCCUGCAGCCUGGCCUCACCCAGGCUGGUACCUAGCCUUCCUGAAAGUCCAAGACAUGGUGAAGAGGCAACAGUGAAAGCAGGGCUUGCUGUGUGUCAUCUGGGAUAGAGAUGGCCAAGACUGCUUCUCCUAAGACAGCCAACUUUAAUGUAUCCAGCCCCAACUCCCCUGUCUCUGGCUGCCACCCUCACUUGCUGCCAGCAGUGAUGGCCUUGAGGUUUCCAGUUCGUGCCAAGAUAUUGGGCACGAAGAGCAGUCCUGAGGCCCGCUCGAUGCUCUCUAUGGGCACUAGGAAGCGCUCCAGCGGAAGGGUCUCAUCCACAGGAGCGUUAGGCAUCACAUAAGAGCGCAGCUCAAUCUGUCCUCCUGCUGCCUCCAGGAUCAGCACCUUGAAGAAGUGCGUGGGCACUGCCACGUGGUUCUUGCCAAUCACCUGGUAUUUCACAUAGGACUUCCCAUCAGCCUCCGUCCUGCAAGUAGACCCAGGCAAACAUGGCCAAGAGGCUGGAUUGGACCCAAGAUUGCUUCUUCUCUGAUCUAACCUCCAGCUACUGCCAUCUACUGGAUCACCCCCUCACUAAGCGACUUGUGUGCCAUACUCUUUGGGGCUGCGAACUGUAAGGCAGAGCUUAACUGUUGCCUUCAUCUUCCCCAUGUCCAACGCUGGGCCAGGCAGGAUGGGUGGCAAUAAAUGCUGCUGAAACAGUA
This is a messenger RNA of Jaculus jaculus (lesser Egyptian jerboa), 1864 nucleotides long. RefSeq names its product putative methyltransferase C9orf114. NCBI's taxonomy places the organism in Eukaryota, Metazoa, Chordata, Mammalia, Rodentia, Dipodidae. The record is from RefSeq and is a predicted model, not a curated record. Gene Ontology annotation, molecular function: miRNA binding. Gene Ontology annotation, biological process: miRNA processing; maintenance of centrosome location. The transcript is spliced from 12 exons. The coding region runs from base 1 to 1191 and encodes 396 amino acids. Gene Ontology annotation, cellular component: spindle pole centrosome; mitotic spindle; kinetochore.